Molecule: messenger RNA, 939 nt
Organism: Peronospora matthiolae
Lineage: Eukaryota; Oomycota; Peronosporomycetes; Peronosporales; Peronosporaceae
Source: the annotation of a GenBank genome assembly
AUGUCCUCUGCUCAUGAUGCCACCACCAAGAUCUCCAUCGACAAGUUCGACGGCGACAACUACGCGACGUGGAGCCGCUACAUGCGUGGCGUGUUCCUGACCAAGUCGGCGUGGCACGUGGUGAACCGGGAGACCACCCCCACCUUCGCCGAUCCUCGCGCCAGUGACGACUACAUCAAGACGAACAACAUUGCGUUCGGCUUGAUGCUGCUGCACAUGAGCGCGGAUUAUCAUCACGUGGUUGAUGACUGUGAAGAGGCGUGGGUCGCGUGGGCGCGUUUGAAGACGCUGUACGGCGGGUCGCAGAAGGCUGGACGCAUCUACUUGAAGCGCCAGCUGUUCAGCAUGGAGAUGGCGGAAGGCGGCAAUGUGAUGCAUCAUUGCAACGAAGUCCUCAACAUCAGCGCGAAGCUCAGCAGCAUCGGCGCCAAGAUGGAGGACGAGGACGUGGCGAUCUGCUUGUUGCGCAGCCUCCCCAAGAGCUACGAGAACGUCGUUCUCAACUUGGAGAUGAGCAGCGCGGAACUGCGAUCGCGAGACGUCGUGAGAGUGCUCACGAAUGAGCACAUCAAGAGACAAGGUGACAAGACGACAUCGGUGAAGACUGAAGACGCGGCGAAGGCGUUCAGUGCCGAGCGUGAACCUCGCCAGUGUACAUACUGCGGAAAAUUGGGGCACACGGCGGAGCGGUGCUGGACCAAGCAGAAGGACGAAAAUCAAGGUGGAGCUCGACGCGGCGGCAACAAUGCUCGUGGACGCGGAGCCAACAACGUUCAGUGGCGAACCAACAGCAACUACGAUGACAACUACGAUCGAGUUGCGUUCGCGGUUUCGCUGGAGGCUGGACUUUCGACGGGCAAGAAUAUGCCAGGGAUGUGGGCAGUCGACAGCGGUGCGACGCAUCACAUCUGCAAGACAAAGCCAAGUUUGCAAGCCUGA